AAAUGAACAAAUAGAAACCCAGACAGAUCUGGCGCGAUUUUCGACUGGCCACUGUCCUUAGAUUAUCAGGUCUUAUGGGUAUUUCCUAUGGUGAGGGACAGACAACUUUCUUGGGAACCUUCGUUGCAUAGAACAAUAAGGACUAGCAAUUUCGUAUUCAGGGUCUAAAUACCGAUCGUUUAAAUGCACCAAGAGUGUCGUUUGCGUGACUUCAAAGGAUUCAGACCUACUGGAGCUUCACUUCGAUAUAGCGUGACGUUCUUGCAAAUUGAUUUGAAGAAAGACACAUUUUGUGUUUUAAAUAAUUUAUUAAAAGGGAUUUACAACGAUUUUACUAACGCUUAUCAACGCUUUGAAGAACCAGAUGUUUCAUUUCAAGUGUCUGCGCAGCGCAGAAUUGUUGCACGACUUAAUGUGUUAGUUCUUAUAUCACAACGUGUAUUCGAGGCUGUACGUGGACUACCUCACCUAAGAACUCCUCUUCUCCGAUCAGUAUACCAUAUUUUACGUUUACCACUUUGGCACCACAACCCUUCACUGCGAUGUGCAGCUUUACGUUGCCUUCGUUAUUAUGUACAUAACAGCGUUGAUGUUGAGCUACUCUUGGAAUGUCGUCUAGAUCUAUUGAUUGCUCGAUGUAUGGACUUAUCUUAUUAUCCCACAAAGUUUAUUUUAUCAAAUGGGUUGUCUGGAAAUUCUUCGGCUACCUCAAGGGCAAAUAAUAAUCCGCGUACUAAAUUCCUUAUCACAUCGAAUCCAAUCAGUUCUACGUGUUAUUCUUCAUCUUACCAGUUGAGUGAAGAAUCAUCAAAUCAUCAGCUAAUUAGUGAUCAUUAUCAGUCCUCUGGAGUCUUAUUAAAAGGGACAAAUGCUACCCGUUUCUCUCGUCCUCGUUUUUCGGAUACUGAUCAUCCUAUAAAAUCAACUAUAACAACUCGAAAUUCCUCACCACCUUUUCUGUCUUCUAUUGGUGAGCGCCAAAUUGUACUGCGUUUGAUUUACUACCUCACUCAACUUACACCACGAUUAAUUCCUCCAAGUAUAAUUCAUGCUGUUGCUGCUCCUUGUUUAGAAGUUCAUCGUCAUUUGAUUGCUAAUUCAAAUGAAUCUAGUAAUAAAGGAGAUGCUCAUGCGGCAUCAGGUGUGGGAGUCCCUGCAGUUGUAUCACGUCAUAUACUUCAAAAUCGUCCUUGUCGUAUUGGAAAUUUUGGAGAAGCAAAAGUUAAAAUAAAUGAUUUUAAUGAUCUGGAGCUAGAUACAACUAUCCGGGGUUGUUUACUAAUUCUUGCUGAAUUAGUUAUUUUAGCCCUAGAACGUCUAGUUGUACGCACAAAUCCUUCAAUUGUUAAUCAUUCGAAAAUUAAAUUAUCUUAUUCCAAUUAUUACCAUUACUAUUACCACUACUAUUAUUGUCAUCAUCAUGAUGUCGAUCAUGCCAACAAUCAUCGACAGUUUUAUUAUUAUAAUAAUAAUAGUGGUAAUAACAAGUUGAACGUUUCAAUUGAUAAUGGAAUCAAAGAAAAGUUACUGUUAUUGUUUCCAUUCAUUGGACAAAUUAUAAUUCAAGCUUUAAUGACUACAUUCGUGUUCAAUAAUAGUACAAUGCAUACAUAUCAUUCAUCACGUAUUCACGAAGCUGUUAUUCUGUCGUUGAUUACAGUUCUUAAUCGCUCAGAGUGUACACAACUUUUACCUAAUAGUCUUAUUUCGAAAUUCUUCGUUACUUUCACAUCUCCAUCAUAUUUGCUGCCUCGAUCGAAAUUACCUUUCAAUGUAUAUCCUUCAUUUCCAAUCUGUGCUAGAAAUUGUCUAAUUCUUCUCCUUCGUUCAUGGCCAGGUAUUUUCCAUUUUAUUCAUGAUGGUCUCCCAACUUUACAAACUUUACUGUAUACGUUGGCUGUUGGUAAUACAGAAAUAAGAAACCAAAUAUUAAGCUUAUUAUAUGGUUUAUUCCCAACAAUACCUAUACCUCAUUCAUCUGUCAAGGAAUUAGAACCAACCAUACUGGGUCUUAUUGAAGCAUUGUCUACUGGUUCGUUCUCUUUGUUGCCUGUAAUAAAUCUAUCGAGUCCAUCAGGGAAGAGAAGUGAUUAUUUACUCAAUGAAAUGUCAUGUUCAUAUUUGGACAGUUCUUCACGACGUCUAUUCUCAAUAUUACCAGUAAGGUGUAUUUCAUCAUCGUCAUCUAGUGCUUGGAAUAUUGAAGGUGAUUUCAUUCCUGCAGAAGGUUGUCGUCUGUUAACUAAAUACGAUUCUAUUGGAAUUGAUUUAAUGAAUAAUUAUUAUGCCAUAUUACUUGCUACAUUGAUUCAAGCUGGAUUAUACGAGGCUCUGAUUCGUGCAGUUUCCGAUUCAAAUCAAGUAACAUCUACUCGUGCUGGUUAUCUUCUUGGUUUGUUGGCUUACAAAGUUGAAAGUCUGUUACCUCAAGAACAUCCGGCGUGUAGGCGUUUACAUCAUGCUGGUUUAUUGCAUCCAGAUACUCCAGGUAGUCAGUUAGCUGUCUUGUGGUUGGAACGAAUACAUCGUGCUAUGCAAUUGCAUGAAACUCAACUAAUUGACACAUCUAACCUUAUUCACGUGCCAUUGCAUUCUCCCUUUCUGGAAUGUUUAGCCAAACAAUCUGCAAAUAAUAUCUCUCCAACUUAUUAUCCUUUGAAUCCAUUGCUACAAGAUCAAAUGGAACUUACGGAUACAACUCUAGAUCAGUUGAUCGCAUUAUCAAAUGUGUUAUCAUUCAAGUCAAAAUCUCAACAUGGUCGUUUUAGUCAAUGUCAGGUGACUACAUAUGAUACUAAGUCACCGGAGUUAUGGAAUUGGAACAUUUUAACCUCAUUAGGCCGUCAUUUAGCUGUAACACGAUGCACAUUUUCUUGGGAAUCAAAAUCACAUAUGAAAUUUCUAAAAGCAGUCAUGGAGUUUUUGAUACCAGAUCAGACAUGCAGAACAGGUAUAUCAGAUUGCAAAACUGAAAAAUGCUCUAUUCCGAUUUCUCCUCCAGUAGUAUAUUCUUCUAUUCCAAGUAAAUCUAUGCAGUCAUCGGAUGGGCUAUUACCAGUUGAUGGACUUCUGAAUGCAAUCAGUGAUAAUCGUAAUUUUGUGCUACAAAGUGUAAAUACUUUGAACGCACACGAUAAUACUGAUCAUUUAUUAGUAUAUUCUCGAGAGAAAAACAUGUCUGAUAUUAAUGCUACAAGUACUAUCAUGAAUAAUAAUUCUAAUACAAGUCGAUCGAAUUAUUUAAUCAAUCCGAAUGCCAAUUUCAAUUUAGCUUGGCUUUCAUAUAAUUGGCCUCAUGCGUCAGCUGCUGGAAUUUUAGCUGCUGGAUUAAUAACACAUUUGGCAUACUAUCCUCCAGCUAGUGAACCAUUUCAAUACUUGGAUCGUUUUUUAACUGUACUCCAUCUAUGUUUAAAAUAUGUACUCAACAAACAGUCUAAUGAAUCAUUACUCAGUCAUAAUGAUAAUAAUAACGGUAAUAAUAAAUCAAUAAGUCAGAAACUUUCGCAAGACAGUAAUAAUACUCCUAACAAUAGUAAUAACACUAAUAUGAUAUUAACAUUCCAUCCAAAUUAUUUAGCUAAGAGUUGUGGUGGUCUGAUUUUGUUUGCCGCAUCACGAUUAACCAAUUCUGAAGUCGGUGAAUUACGUUUGGAAAAAAGCGAUCUUUAUUUAGAUUUCCAGUGUAUUUUAAUGUUUCCUAGUCAAUUGAAAAAAAAUUCCAAUACAUAUACUGAAACUCACUGUAGUGUUACAGAUGAUAAGCGUAAUCAACAAUCCAUUUUUCUAAAUCAUGCGAAAAUUAUAUUAUCUAGUCUAGAUUAUACACAUUCUACUAAAUUGAGUCGUUUGCUCUUGACAACUGCUGUAAAUAGUGGUAUAAAGCCUUUACGAAUUUAUACAAUUCGUUUGAUUCGUCUUUUAUUUCGUCUGAAACUGCCGUUUCUAGCAAGUUGGUGUAUAGAUUUAGUUGUAAAACUAUGCAUGGAUCCAUCAAACAAAAUUCGUCGUUUAGCCUUAUGCCUAUUAGAAGAAUUAUGUUGGGAUCCUGUAAAUGUUCAGGCUUUAUCGCAAAAUAUUCUACAUAACCAAACCAAUGAUGACAAUAAUAAUGUUUGUCAAAAAAACUUUUUAACACCAUUUGCUAUUUAUUUAUUGCAUGGUAAUACCGGUCCAAUAGGACAUAGAAUAUUUGGUAGAAUUCUUUCUAUCACGACUAUAUUCGAUAAACUGUGCAUGAAUCAUAUUACUUGGAGACAACCAAAUUCAUCAUUUCUUCAUUGUGAUGACGGUCGUUGUUGUACACCGCAAACAAAUAAGAAUAUAAAUUGUUCAAACUCAUGUCUGUCUUGUAAUGAACUGAAUAGUAGUAAUAAUGAUAUUAACAAUAAAUCCGUGUUAAGUGAUCCAGUGAACUGGAUGUUAGAUGUUGCACGAAAGCACUACAAUUUAGCUUAUGCAAAAGAAAUGGACGAUCGGUUUACUUCAUUGUUUGUUACAUAUGGAACGAAAUUACUUUCGGGUACAUCUUAUAAGUCAACAAGUUUCACAUCUUUUGAUUCAACAACAACGAACUUACAGAUACUGUCACCUUUACAUUUUAAUACCAAUACUGACGAUGAAAAUAAUGAUGAUGAAGAAAACAGUGAGAGAAUUGAUCGACCUAGCAAUUCAGAAUUUAAUUUUGAAGACAAUUAUUUUAUUGAAGAAACUGACUCAGUAUCCGGAACGUAUGUAUCUCCUCCGUUGGUAAAUGAUCAAUCUAUUGGUCAAGUUGUUGAUGGACAUGAUAGUUUUCAUUGUUUACCGCUUCCAAAACAUCUUUAUGCAUGUAUAGCUGAACAUCGUAAUGGAAUCGACUUGUUAGAUACAAGAAAGGAUUUAGAGACCGCUGUUGCUAAUAUACGUUCUGUUUUGCCUCAAAUAAUCAACGAUAAGUAUGAAGAAACAAACACUUAUAAUGAUACUAAUUCCUUGUUAAAACUUAAAGCAGAUAUGUGGGCUUUAGCUCAUACCUGUUCAACAUCUUACGGACAAUACUGGUUAUUAAGACAUCCUGAACUGAUGACAUUAUUAACCAGUCUUGCUUUACACUCCUAUCUAAUGAACAUCAGAGCGGUUGCAUGGAUUUGUUUGAAUUUAAUUGCUACAUCAUCAAAUCAAAUUUUUCGACAAAAUAACUGUCUAGGAAUCUUAGAAAAUAACAAAUCAUCAAAGCACAUUAAUGAUCUUAAGUGCAAUGAAUCUUUAUCCGAUUGGUUAUUCAUUCCUCAAAUAUUUUGUGAUAGAAAUGUUAAAACUAACGAAGGAGCUCAAGAUGAGAUAUUGGCCUACCCGAAAGUCCAAUCACUCAGUGGACAAAUGAUCCAAACCAAGUCAAAACCAAAUCGAUUACUUCCUGAUAUAGUUUCUGUCAUUCCUCCAGUCACUAAUUUCGAAGCAGAAACUAAAAAUGAAAAUCUUCCUCUUAGUACACAAAAGUCCAUCAAAUCGUCAGUUCGUAGUCAAGUAUUUGGAAACUUUAAUCGUUCCCGUCAAUGGUUGCAUCGUCGUUGGUCACCUAAUCAUAGACGGCUUUCUCCACCAAUUUCUGAAUCAAGAGAACAUUCGUCAUUUCAUUUACCGAGUCAUCAUCAUUUUGUAUCAUUUGUUAAACCAAAGCAUUCAAUAAAUUCUUUUACUCAAAUUGAUUCGUUCAGUUAUGAUGUAUCAUCUGUCAAUAUUUCAUCUAAGCAACUUUAUUCUACAUGGACACAUCGUGACUGUAUUUCACAUCGUCAAGUUGUUUCGCCUUCGUUUACCACAAAUGGAUCAGCACUUGCUGUUGAUCAUGAUGAUCAUGAAUUGACCGAUUCAAAGCCUAAUUCUAAUUGUUCGGAUACCAGAUGGUUGUUACAAUCGUUGUUUCACUGUGUACACAAAAAUCAAAUUAUUUAUUUACCAACUGAUAUAAAAAUAUUGGGCUUUAAAAAGUAUACUAAAAAUAAGCAGAAAUACACAUUGAAGAAUCCGAUUAAAUCACUUCAGUUAUCAUCACCUCCAUCAUUAUUCAAUAGUAAAACAAAUGUAUCGGUCAGACCUUUUUAUAAUGAUAAUUCACAUUGUUUAUUUAGAUCACUGAAUUCUCUGGACAAUAACAAACAUUCAAUAUCCUUUAUUGAUGUUGCUGUGCAUGUUCAAUUAAUGUUAUCUUUAUAUUCUAAUGACAAAUUACCUACAUUAUCAUCGAUACCUGAUGAAAUAUCAACAGAUACUACUAAUUAUACUGCUAAAAAUGAUAUCAGUGAGUGUUCAUCAAUACAGCAAAGUAGUUGUAACAACGAAAAUCGAUUGUAUUCAUCCAGUAUACAAAUUACUGAUCAUUCAAAUAUUUCCUCGUCGCACCAAGAAAAUCAUGCAUUUGAAAAAUCAUCACUUAUAUCUGAUGAGAUUCGUAUUGUUUCUGCCCAGCCCUCCAUCACCUCUGUAUUGUCAUCUAAUCAGAAUUAUUUUGAGCAUAAAAACCAGUAAGCAAUUGAUUUAUUUGUGUUAUGAUGUCUCACAAGCAUUAUCAUGUGCAUCGCAGAUCCGUUCAGGUUGAGUAAGGUUUCAAAAAUGUAGCGUAAAAUGUUUUACCCACAUAUUUUAAAAAUUGGUGUUCCCACUGAACUUUUGUAGGUUCCUACUUUCGAAAAACAGUUUUAUUCAAUAAGACUAUCUUUAACCCAUACUUGAGAUUGAUUAGCGAGCAAUUAGCUUGUGAGAAAUAAAAUAAACAAUUUUAAGUAGUAGUACAUCUAAUUUAAAGAAUAAGAUUGCUAGUUGGAUUGAUUUUAACAAUAAUCCUAACGUAAAUUUCGUUAAUUAUAGUAAUGGAAGCUCAUUCUCCUCGGCAUCGAUUCAUAGGUUUGGAUUCCACUUUCAUGCAGCUAUGAAGUCUCUGCAAAUUCACAGAGAUUUGUUCAGAAGAUCGAAUAAUUCCAAGUAAGUUGGGUUUUUAGUAAUACGUAUUUAAGUGGAACGUUAUCGCCCAACCCCUCAAUCAACCAAUCGUUUUCAAAGUGUGAUUCUUAGUUCCCCAUUCUUCAGAAAACGUAUUUUAAAGUAAUUUUGGUAACUAAGUCGGAUCUAUUUGUUAUUGUGUAUACCUACACUGGUUGAUAUGACGGCCAAAAAUGAAACCCAAUAUUUAAGUCUUAAUUGAUUGGAGAGUGAAUGGCCUACAAACUAACUUCUUCCAAUCGUCCUCGUCACUUGAUCAUGUUUAUUUUGUUUUCAGAUUCUGUUCUUCUGGCUAGUGCUCUUGUCUUUGAUCUCAAGCCGUUCGGGACGAGAUGAAUUGUCAAUGAAUCGGUUCCAUGAGUGACCAUCACUCAGCCAAAUCGUAUCACUGAUUGAUCAGCGUUUUACUGAUAGACUUUAACAAUCGAUUCAUCGGACGAAAAAACUAGUUGAUGUAAAACCGAAUUGAUAUGUCAUAAUCCAAUAAAGACAGUGAAUGAUGUUAAAAUAUGUGAAAAUUCUUUAAUAAUGAUAGUUUAUUGAAUAAAUUAGUUAUCAAUUCAAAAAUAACCGUAUCAUUGUUGUUCGUAUUAGCUGGUAAUUUUUAGUUAAAAUCUAACUUAUCUACUUUGUUUUCUUUUUUAUCCAUUACAACCAUUUGCUGUGUGCAGUGAAUUAAGUAUUUCACCAAAUCAUUCAAUUGAAAAAUUGGGUGCAGUUGACGAUUGGCUUGUUUCAUCUGAAGUGAAUGAAAUAAAUUUGACUAGAAAUGAUAAUGAUUUGCCCAGAUUAUCUGUUGUAAGAAUAUCAUCUGAAGAAUGUAUUGACGUAGAACAAUCUCCUGAGUUAUCAAUUAAGCAUCACCAUCAGUUGAAGAAUACAAAUGAUCAUGAUGAAAGCAACGAUAAUAAUAAUAAUGGAUGGAGUAAUACUGAAAAUAAAGUGAAUUCAUCAAUUCGUUCAAAUUGUCUAUCACCUAGUACAUGUCUUUCUUAUUCAUGUUCUUUGACUAACAAUGAUAAUAGUGGUUCGCAAUGUGACCAACAAAUGACUGAACAAGAUAUGUGGUGUAAUCAACUGUUAGAUUCUAUAUCGAAUUUAUCAUCGAACGUAUUCUCCUGUUCAUCAUCUCAUGAUAAUAAUAGUAAUACAUUGGAUCAAAUUAUUCAUAAAGCUAUAAUUACACAACAAAAUUCCAAAGGCUCUAUACAACCUUUCAAUGCGUGUACCUAUACAAUAAUUGCUGAUUUACUUGGUUCCUAUCCUUUUUCGCGUUCAAUACGAACUAAAAUACAAUCUGUAUUUCUUUACUUUCAAUUAGAUGAACUUAUGGUCGACGCAAAUAAUUCUUUAAUUGAAGUCGAGAAAUAUUUGAAAUCAGAAUCAAAAUUUACUGAAUAAUGCAUCACUUCCCGUUUAUGUAUGUAUAUCAACGUGAUUCAUAUUUCUUUUCUUGCUUUGCGUGGAUAAACUGUACAUCGUGUGUACUGUUGUAUAUUUCUUUUAAAUUUUCAUCGCAUGAGAUCAAUUUAUCUGUUUUGUUGUAUAAUUAAAUUUAUCUCGAAGACCGUCUUUAGACACUGUCCUUCAAUUUUGUUGUACGUUUUAUCAUAUGUAAACAGGAGCAUAUAUGUUUUACACCAAAAUAUAUUCUAAAGGAAAAUGGUAGGGAUAGCGAACUUUUCACUUUAUAUAUUGUUUAUUCCAUUUUCUAUUUCAUUAUGUUUGCUAGACAGUUAAUUUGUACGAAACUACUGGAAACAGGAUUGCGAAGUUGCUUUUCAGGUGAAAGAUAUAAGGAGGAAGCGAAUUAGAAGCAAGAUUUGUGAGAGUAAGUUUGAAAUGAAUUAUCAAUUGAAAACUGAGUGAUUCUUUGUUAAUGUGAAUACGUUUCAUCAUAGUAAUAAUGUGCAUAAUCGAUUCAUAUAGAAACAAAUAUGUGUAUUUACACACACACAUGUGCCUCUCUGUCCACAUAAAAGAAAUGACCCUAUUUGCCUUCUGUGAACCUUUAUUUAUUCACCCUCAUUCUCGACUUCUAUUUUUUCUCUUUCGAGCAACUUAUAUCUCUAAACACUUAGUGGGCAAAGAGAGAAAUGUAGAUCUUUUUGGAAACUCCACAUUUUAUUUGUCCUCUCACUUGUGUAUUCAAAAAAUCUCUGUAUUUUUUAUUCUCCUACCUUUCCUUGUAUGUUUUUUAUACGUGUAAAUAAUUGUAUGCACCCAACAUAUUUGUCUUUUCUUCCGUAUUAAACAAAACUCUUCUUAUAUCCCACUACUAAUGUUACUUGAUUAUUAAAAAAAACGAUUUCUUUCUUGCACAUAUGUGUUGUGCAUGUAUAGUAAUUCUUUAAAUGUCGUCUAUGCACACAUUUUGAUAAAUUUCUCCCUUCUAAAAUGUGCAUAUAUCCAUUCACCUUGUCUUUAAUAGAGUUUUACGCCAUUUGUAUGCGUGGAUGUGCUUUUGUGAUGCGAUUAACAAAGUGUUCCCCUCUCACUGUCUUUUCUGUUUUAUAUUAAUUAUUCAUGUUUGUCAAUAUUUUUUAUGUAUAUGACUUUGCAAUAAAAAUUUUUUAAAGGAGAGAAAAAAAAAUGAAAUCGAAAGAGGUUGUGUAAUCAUACAAUAUUAAUAAAAUCAUAGUAAUAAAUUCCUUG
Molecule: messenger RNA, 9636 nt
Organism: Schistosoma intercalatum
Lineage: Eukaryota; Metazoa; Platyhelminthes; Trematoda; Strigeidida; Schistosomatidae
Source: the annotation of a GenBank genome assembly